CUUACAAGCCGCUAGCUAAUUCACGCCAGGCGCCGGCCGCGUCUUGUCGGGUCCUUACAAGCGCUGCAGAGCGUACGCAUCAUAUUAGAGUAGCGCAUCGCUGCCGCAGUUCAACUAAGUGCCAGCCGCGCAGCGCUAGUGCCGCAAUAGGUUGCUGCGACCCUCGCUCUACGCCGUCGGCGCAGCGCUCCGAAGAUGCUGCUGCUCGCAUGGCUCAUCACUAGCGUCGACGCAACUUGCAAUCCGGAGGGUUUUGAUCCAAAGAACGCAAAUCUAGACAUGGCGCGCUGGCGCGUGCACGCGAAUCCACCAGUAGACACCGCACGAACGAACAGAGCCUUCGGCGCCUACAAGUUCAGCGCGUCCGACGGGAGAGAAACGUUCCCCGUGGCCUUCGGCAUGGUCGAGGGCUGGCCGUGGCCCCACCGCUGCGACCCGGCGAAGUAUCGAAGACUGCACGCCACUGUUAAAUUCAGAAACACGGACGUCGCCGUGGCGUCCUAUCCCAAGACGGGCACGACCUGGGUCGAGCAGAUCGUACUAUUACUAUUGCAUGGUGCCGACGCCAAAUUAGACCCAGCUUCGAGAAAUACGUACAACGCGCGGCGGAACCCCCUCGGGUGCGUGUGGCUGGAGCCCAUGGUCGCGUCGGCUCGAAGGGCGCGCAUGUCGCUGAACCAGUUCGCCGAUUUGCCGGCGCCGCGCGUGCUCAAGUCCCACGCGCCCUUCGACGCGUUUCUAGGAACGCGCGGCAGUACGGACAACGCUUCGUUGGCGAACCUGCGCCAGACCGGUUUGAAGGUCAUUUACGUCGCGCGGAACCCGAAGGACGCGGCCGUGUCCAUGUACUUCCAGCGGGCGCCUUUGCCGGGCAAAAGGAACAAUAUCAAGCGUAGGAUGCCCAUGGACGCGUGGUGCGCCUUAUACACAAAGGGCUACGUGUCGUGCGGCGCCUUCGUCGACCAUGUGGCCCGGUGGCACGCCGUUUCAAAAGCAGUGGAGUCUCCUGUGUUAUUUGUGACGUAUGAAGAGCUGAAGCAGAAUCCUGCCAAGGGCGUCCGGAAGAUUGCCGAUCAUCUCGGUCUGGAGCGUUCUGAUGAGGAUAUAAAUGCUGUGGUCAAAUUGUCCUCCUUCGACGCCAUGGCCGCGCAAGCCCGCAAGGCCCCGCGGCCCGGCGACGCGCGCAACGCGAAAUACGCGACUCUUACAAACGGCGCCGUCGACGCGAAGUCCGCUUCUUCUCACCUGCGCCAGGGCGGCGCGGGCACGUGGGUCCAGCACUUCUCGCCGUUGUUAUCGAAGCAGUUCGACGCGGCGUAUCAAUCAACGAUGGCCGUCGCGGCGGCGAGGCUGGGGGGCCCUCCGCCGGCGUUCGACUUCGGGCAUGGGUGUGUGAUGUGA
Molecule: messenger RNA, 1401 nt
Organism: Pelagomonas calceolata
Lineage: Eukaryota; Pelagophyceae; Pelagomonadales; Pelagomonadaceae
Source: the annotation of a GenBank genome assembly